Molecule: messenger RNA, 3239 nt
Organism: Chlamydomonas reinhardtii
Lineage: Eukaryota; Viridiplantae; Chlorophyta; Chlorophyceae; Chlamydomonadales; Chlamydomonadaceae
Exons: 8
Coding region: 111-2612 (833 amino acids)
Source: RefSeq, a predicted model, not a curated record
UUUUUCUUCUGCAGGUGGGCCUCUGUACAAGUGCUGAUAGUACUACGCUGUAUAGCUUUAGUUGUGACAUUCGACAGCUUGAAGCAAGACCCCCUGCCUUUGUCGCCACGAUGGAGAGCUGCCAGCGUAUGACGCGCAGCCGGGCCAAGGCCCUUGGCACCACACCGAUGACCGCGGCUGCUCCCACUCCUGAUCCCAAGACCACGGGCCGCCGUGGACGUCGCGGUGCCGCGGCUGCAGCUGAGCAGUCGGCGCCUGCUCUCGAGAAGCAGUUGUUCCAGGACGAGCCUGUGACUGAGCAGCAGGCUCAGCAGGAGGAUGUUCCCGUGCCCGAGCCCUCACUGGAGCAGCCUGCGCCCGAGAGCUCGGAGCAAGAGCAGCAGAGCUCCGAGCCCGCUGACCAGGCCAGCGCUGACCCUGACUCGGACAAGGAGUCGCACGAGCUGCACACCGACUCGCAUGUUCUGAUGGCGUCGCCGAUUCCCAUGGCGCUGCCGGUGCCGAUUGCGGCUGACAACACGGCUGCUGCGGAGGAGAUGCAGCCGCUGCAGCUAAACCUGGACGCUGCGGCGCCGGCGCCCGCUGUUGCGCCCCGCCCCGCCCCGGCCCCCCAGCCCAGCCCGCUGCAGGCCGCUGCGCAGCCUCCCGCCAGCCCCAUGCCCAUCCCCAUGAGCCCCAUGGCGCUCGAAAUGCAGCCCGCGCCCUCGCCUGCGCCCGUAGCGGCCAACGCUGCGGCCAGCCCCAUGCCCGCCGGCACGCCGCUGAGCUUCACCUCCGACCUGGGGGCCGCCCCUGGCCAGCCUGGCGGCCUCUCCAUGCCCGCCACGCCGCUGUCCUUCAACAGCAUGGCCGAUGCGGUGGACGCGGCGGAGUUCUCGCCCAUGCCUGACGACGACGAGAUGGGCGGCGGCAGCCCCAUCAGCCUGUCGGGCGAUCCCGUGAUCGCCACCCCCGCGCCUAUGCAGCAGCAGGACGCGGACAUGGCCGACAACGCCACGCCCGCCGGCAACAUGGCGCUGCAGCCGGCGGCCGUCGAGGAGAACCCCAUGACCUUUGCCUCUGACCGCCCGCUGACGCCCAUGGCCGACCCCUCCCCCAUGGCCGGCUUCCUGGGCAUGGCGCCCGCCAGCGUGCCCCACCCCGCCGCUGCUGUGCAGGCCCGCCUGUCGGAGCCCGCAGCCGGCUUUGUCGGCUUCAGCCCGCUGCCCAUGCACGUGGCGGGCACUGACGCGCAGGUGGAGUCCCCCUCGCUGGACGGUCUCAUUGUGCCCGCGGCCGCCGCCGCCGGCGCCUCGCCCUCGCCCUUCAGCCUGACUCCGCCCAUGCCGCCGCUGGGCCAGCUGCAGGACAUCACCUUCUCGCCCCUGCCUGGCACCGCCGUCACGCCCAUCGCCGGCCUGGCGCCUGUGCAGCCCGCUGCCUCGCCGAUGGGCGCUGUGCUGCCCGUGCCCGCGCCCACUCCCGAGGGUGCCGCCGCGCCCGGGUACGCGCUGGCGCUGACGCCGCUGGCGGGCGCCAUUGCCGAGAUGCAGCCCGCGGCCGCUGAGGAGGAGGACGAGAUGGCGAUGGAGGAGGACUGCGACAUGAACGGUGCGCCGAUGUGCGAGGAGCCCGCAGCUUCCACCCCGCUGGCGGCUCCCACGCCUGCGGCCGCGGCCAGCAAGACCCCGGCUGCCGCCACCCCCGGCGCGCGCAUGUUCACGCCCAAGCUGGUGUCCACCGCCUCCAAGGCGACGCCGCAGGCCAAGACGCCCACCAUGGUGAGCGCCAAGAGCCCCUACGUGAACGUGGAGUCGCGCUACAACAAGCCGCGCACGCCCGCUGCCGUCACCCCCGUGGCGCCCGUGGCCGCAGCCACCACCAAGUCCAUCAAGCGCGUGUCCAUUACCACGCCCGAGGGCCCUCGCAGCACCGCCCCGCAGCGCCAGGUGGUGCCCACGCCCUACCGGCCCAAGUCCGCCGCUGCUGAGGCGCCCUCGCCGCUGCCCAUUGCGGAGCCCACUGAGGAGGUGCAGCAGCAGCAGCAGGCCCCGGUCCUGGCGCCCGAGGCUGCCGCCGCUGCCGAGGAGCGCCGCGCUAAGGCCGCCGAGCGCCUCAAGUCCAUCCACGACGCCGAGACCGGCGCCGCCUCCGUGCCCAGCUACCUGGCGCCCACCCAGGCCUUCGCCAACAAGGCCGCCGGCAAGGCGCUCAAGAGCAAGGUCGAGGCCGGAGACUACGACCCCCGCUCACUGCGUCAGCUCAAGCGCGAGGUGAAGGAGGCCAUGGCCAAGAAGGCCGAGAAGGCCGGCGGCGCCUCCAGCCUGACGGCGCCGCGCGACGUCAAGCUGACGCCCAAGGUGGCGGAGCGCGACCUGGCCAUGCCGGACGACCAGGAGGACAGCGACCACGAGGCAGAGUACAACGAGGCCCAGGAGAACGUGUUGGUGGAGGCCAUGGGCGGGCUGGAGGUGGCGCCGCCCGCCAGCAAGGCCAUGCCGCUGCGUGGACUGCCCGCGCCGCAGGGCCGCCACCUGCGCUUCGACGACAAGGGCAAGGCGGCGGAGAGCCCGCAGCGCACCGUGCUGCGCGGCCUGCCCGUGGCCAGCGGCAAGUACAAGCGCUUCGAGUGAACGGCGCCCAGGGCUGAGACGGGUGUCCUAACAGUGCAGCGGCGCAGCAACUGACUCUCGGUGCCAUGCAAGUUGCUGGGCCGGCACAGUCUGCAGCUUUACGUACAGCGCAUUCAGCGAUGGUGUACAUCAAUGAUGGGCCACCGAACGUGUUCUACUCACGCGUGGUGGUAGCUAGACAGGUCAGGUAGAUGCAGGAGUGCUUUGCGUGGAUGUGAUGCCUAGGCAGGUCGGGAUAGGAACAAUAAUGCGGCUACGCUGACAAGUGAUCGAUAUUGACUGGACGCUUGACCUUCUGCUGCGCUGAUGUCAGUGCUCCCACUGAACUGCAAGAGUUGACGUGACGCAUUCGCACAUGCUGGUGCGGGUAUCCUAUGUGGGGGCGGUACAAAGACAGAUCACAGACUGCUGUACCUGGGGUGUGGCUGGCCAUGCGUUUGCAAUUCGGGGCAUGCUCAUCCGAGUGUCUGCUCACACGGGGACAAGACGUGCCCCGUGCAGGCCCCGGGGGGGGGGCUCGACGUGUAUACUGUGUAUUGAAAGGGAGAUCACGCCAAUAGCAUACUACGGCGUUGAUAUCGAUCGCGACUGACAUGGGCUGAUGCAUUCUUGUAAGGCGGCGGUCAC